GGGUUUUGCCGCGAAGUAAGAGCUUCUGUAGGGUUAGGCUGUGAAACUGUACAGAAGUUCUGUGCGUGCACUGUAAAAUGCCACACGUUCGCUGAGAGGGAUUAACACCUACCAGGGAUCCAGCAAACAUCUGCUAACCCUGUCGCAUCCUUAUGGAUCCUGGUGAGAGUGAUCUUGAUUCAAGUUUUCCUCAGACAGAGAACCCCUGCCUCAUAGUUGAGGACUCUCAGCCUGACAGUGUGGCCCUGGAGGACGAUCCUGACACCAGCUACUGUGCCCUCCUCGCACGCCGCCUCUCCAACCUGCAGCCCACAUCACAGAGCCCAGUGCUGGAGCUGAUUUCUUCCCCUACUAAAAGUCGCUGUUUACAAACUAGCAGUCAGAUUGAUAAGGGUGACAAUACAGCCCAUUCAGACAAUUUGCAGACCAACCUAGGUUCAACAGCUACUGAGCAUAGUCAAGUGUUUGAAGUUUGCUCUCUUCCUAAAAGAACUGUAACGGAGAACAUGGAGUCUGAGGCUAACUCAACCACACACUGUACAGAGACACAUGAGGAGAUGUCCCAGUUUGGUCUUUUGGAGCUGUCUGAGAGCCAGGGUGUCUUUGAGGAAGAUGACCUGGAUGGAGCUCCAGCCAAUCAAAAAGACAUUCAGAAACCAACCAGCCAAUGUGUGUUGAAAACUUCUGAAAGGGUUUUAUCUAACCAGGAUGGAAAUUUAGCAGGGUCAGAAGUCACUUCAAGCUGUCCUUCAAAGUCUCAGGAUGGUGAAAGCAGAAAGCUCAGUAUUCAGGCGAUACUGCACUCUCAGUUACCUGACAGUCAAGAAGAUGAAGAGGAUGUGCUUGUUUCUUCUCAGGAUGACAUGUUUGAAAAGGAGACUAAUGGCACCAAGGCCGACAGCAGUGUUUCAGAGCACUUGCCAACAUCCACACCUGCACAAAGUCUGCGCCUGCUUCAUCUGUCUGGACAGGGAACAUAUGUACAGGAAAGUCUUUCACAGCAAUCUGUUGACUUUGUGGCGGCCACACAGGACAAUUUAAGCCAAACACCGUACAUUGUCCCAAAUUCUCCAACAGAAAAAGACCAAAAUUAUAAUGAAGCUGCUGAGUCUCCAAUGGACACAUCAGUCCCCCCUGAGGACCAACCACAAGGGAGAGAGGAGGAGCCAAUGGACACAGACCCCAGUCCGAAACCACAACCCACAGCCUCUACUCCAGUGUCCCAGAAUUCCCCUGGAUUUGUUCUGGAGAAAAGCCUCUCUGUCCCCAGUCAACCUGAAUUCUCACAUGACGUGUUUAUUUCCACUCCAAGUCUUGAACCUGUGAACAAUAGUCAAGGGACCGAAAUGCCAAAGAGGAAGUUGCCUCACCUAAACAGCCCAUCAGCAACUGAAUCUGGACCUCCCAAACUGAGUAGCCCUAAGGAGCAGCUAAAAAAGUCUUCCAGCAGCUUCUCACAACCUUGCGAGGCGGCCGAGGGCUUUCAGCUGGAGCUCAGCAGUGAAAACAGCUGUUUUGUUCAGAAGACUCAGUCGUUCAUUGUGGAGGAGGACAGCCAAGCCACACAGAUCCAAGAUCAAGGUACUGUUGUGGCCGACAAGAGUAACUCAAGCCCCAAACCCCAUUCUCAAAAUGAAAACAAGAACAGCACUGACUCUGAGCCCAGUAAAGCAUUAAAUAUCAAUAUGCCUGACUCCAAAAUUACAAGUGAUGUCCCAGAAAAAGCAGAAGACCUAAACAUCUCUCAAAAGCUCAACAAUGGAGGAAACCAGAAAACAAAUGCGACUCCAGGCGCAACUCUGUCCCAACUUUCUGUUAGUUCAGAAUGUGUUUCAGCUAACCCUAAUUUACCACAGCCAAGCAAAACCACAGACGCUGGCUGUCCUCAAGCCUCACCAUCAACCGACAAACCAGCAAUUCCCGUUCCUGUUGCACAACACACUCAGUCUCAGUCAGUCUUAACAGCAUCAUCCCAGAAGAACACUGGGAACAAAGAAAAACAUGAUGGUCAAAGCCAGAGACUCAGUCAGCCCAUGCUACACAGCCACAGUGUUACUACAGACAGUGUUAGAAACGCAGAGGAGGAGGAGCAGAUGGAGGAAGGUGAGAUUCAGAGUACAGUGAAGGGGGAUGACACUGGAAUAAACCUGGCUUUGUCUCAGAGUCAGGCUCUUUCUCCAGAACCCAUGGAGGAGGAGAAAGGAGAAGCCAGCAGAGAUCACUCGUCUAGCAGAGAGGAGAGCUUCAGUGUGAUGGUGCUGGAAGAGAGCCAGAGGGUUUCUCAGGAGAAAGUGAAGGAAGGGAAAUCACCACCGUUUAAAAGCUCCUCGCAGCCUGCGAGUGGCUCUGUACAGGACAAACCUGAAGCCCUGGUAAAGAUCUCCGGGUCUCAGCCAGUGAGUUCGACUAAGGUUUCACCUCUCCUGCUUGAGAAAACUAAAUCGCAGAGCACACAGCCCAGUAGUUCAGGACAGCAGAAAGUGAACUCGGACAACGCGGCCAACAAAAGUCUGAGUGACAGCUCUGGAGAGCUUCCGUUUCACUUUACUCUGCCCAAAGAGGGCGAGCUGAUCCGCCCCGCAGUGAGUGCAACUCCUCCACAGAUUAGUCUGCUGAAAAAGACACCGAGGCACAGCACUCCUAUUGAGAUGACCUCGUUCUCAGAGCCGUUGGUGGGCGAUGUUACCAGGGAGACAACAAUGGCAACCAGUGAGAUUUCGGUGGAGGAGAGCAGAGAGGGUGAAGAGCCAGAUGGAGCAGAGCAGGAUGGGAAACUGAGUCUCCGGAUGAAGCUGGUGACUCCAGUAGAGGAGGGCAACUCGAGCUCAGAACGCUUCAGCCUGCAGAAGCCGUCAUUAACAGAUGAGGAAGGCUCUGUCUCCAAGGCUACCACUGUUGCCAUGGCAGUAACCAGUCCGUCUGUGUUUAGUCGUGUUCGGGAGGUGCACAGACAGACGCAGGUAGAGGACGAAGCAGAGUCCAGUGAUCCUCUCAUCAGGCAGCCAAGCCAACUGCUCAGUCCCUCCAUCACUAAUGACUCGGGACUGUCUCCCAAUUGCCCAAAAGAGACAUCAGACAGCAGCAGAGCUUCAGUCACUGAAGCUGUAUCUCUGAAUCCUGGGGCUUUAGAAGCAGAAUCUGAAGCUCUGGUCAUUAGUCUGUCAUCCCCAGCCCGAGAACGGGAAAUUCUCGACACUUUUGACAGACCUCAAACACCUGUCCGAAAGAGAGCUGUGUCACAGCAAACCAGUGUAGAUAUUAGCUCUACCACCAGUCCGCCCAGCAAAAAAGCUGUUUCUCAGCAAACAAGUUUUGAUCUGUCUGGACCACACAACCUGUCUGGAAGGGGAGAACCGAGCACUCCCUCCAGAACCCAGCCAGUUCCAUCAUUGCGCAGGCAUGUUCGCACCAUUCAGGAAGUCCGAACAACAGUCACUCGCAUCAUUACAGAUGUCUACUAUGAAGAUGGCAGAGAGGUUAACCGCAAGGUUACACAGGAGUCAGAGGAGCCUGUGGUGGACCGCUGUGUUGUGGAAAAUGACAUCUCCCCGUCCCGUACUGGAAGCUCUAUGACAUCAGGAGACCUAGCUGAUGUCAGCUCACUCUCCUCAAAAGCCCCAUCACACCACAGCUCCAGUGGGACCAGCAGUGGAGGCUUGGGCCCCAUCAGAAUGCCUGAUUUCCUCAUGCCCCCUAGCCGAGGGGCCAAGUUUGGCCGGCGAGGGGGACGGCAGCAGCAGCCGAGGACACUCACUCUGGUGGUGGGGUCAGAGGUGACGGAUGCACGGGGGUCUCGGGUCUCCACUCAGCUGAGCCCCCGUGGCCGUGCCCGGCGAGGAAGGCCUCCUUCCAGAGGUGGCAGGGCAGGCCAGAGAGGUGGUGCUCAUGCCCCGGGUGGUGCGUCGUCCUCAGAAGAGGAGCCUUUUGGCCAAAGGCAUGUCCAGAUGCCCAUCAGCCCAGUGGAGCCCAGUGCUACAAGCCACUCCGAGUCCAUCAACACCACUUCUCCGGACAACAGCACUGGCUCCAGCAGUUUUGUUGGGUUGCGUGUGCUGGCCAAGUGGUCAUCCAACUCCUAUUUCUAUUCUGGGACCAUCACUCGAGACCUGGGAGAGAACCGUUUCCGCCUUUUGUUUGAUGACAACCAGGAGUGUGAAGUGCAGGGAAAAGACAUCUUGCUCUGUGACCCAAUUCCUGUGGAGACAGAGGUCACUGCCUUGACCGAGGAGGAGUACUUCAAUAUAGGUGUGGUGAAGGGUCAUAAAACUCAAGGCUCUGAGUUCCUCUACUGCGUGGAGAAGGAUGGUCAGAGCUCGUAUUACAGCAGAACAUCUGUGAUCCUCAGCAUGGAGCAAGGCAGCCGCCUGAGAGAGCAAUAUGGACUCGGACCCUACGAACCAUCCACACCACAAACCAUGGCCUGUGAUAUCAGCCUCGAUAAUCUGGUAGAAGGAAAGCGGAGACGCAGAGGGAACUGCAGUGGAGCAGGAACCCCUACUCGCAGUUCCAGCAACAGCCCAAGAAACCCAGGGCCCUCUGGGAAACGAAAACUCAUCAGCGGCACAGAGGAAGAAAGGACGCCUCCGAAGAGAGGGCGCAGGGGGGCAGGGGCCAGAGUGGGGCGCCGUAUCGCUGCUUGUAACACAUCUGGGAGCGGGGUAGACCUUCCUCCUGACCCUAAUGACCUGGUGGCAACACACGGACCUCUGCCUGAAAACUCCUCUCUCUUUAUGGGAUUUGUCUUCCUGCUGACGGCUUCCUCUGAAGGAGAUCGAGACUCCAGUCUUCAGAGCAGUGAUGAGGAUGAAGAGUAUGUGCAGAGAGCUCCAUACAACAAACACUAUACAGUGUCACAGCUGGAGGCGGGUGGAGGAAUGAUCCUGCUUGACUUCAAUGAAGAACAGUGUAAAGCAGCCUAUCAGAGCUUGCUGAUUGCCGACCAGCACUGUCGGACCAGGAAGUACCUACUGUGUGUGGCAGGUGGAGUCCCAUGUGUAUCACAAAUAUGGGUGAGGGACUGCUGCCAAGAGAAGAAGCUGCUCAACUACAGAAACUACCUUCUUCCAGCUGGCCUGGGGCCUGAGGGACGCAUCGUGGAGUGGCAUCCUCGCUCAAACCCUUUCAAAGCUCUGAAGGUGAUGCUAAUAGCAGAAGAUCGGGUGGAUUUGUGGACAUCUUUGCUUUUAAUGGGUGGUGCGGAAAAAGUGCAUCACCAAGAAAAUCAAAACAUUUCUGACAUUCCAGACGUGAAGUUUGAUGUGGCGGUGACAUCAUCAGCAUGUGCAUCAGAGGAAGUGAAGCGUGUGGCCAUAGACAUGCCUGUUGUCUCUCUGGAGUGGCUGAUUCAGAGCUUGAUCUGUGGAAAGUGCCUCAGCUUCAACAGCAAUUCUGAAUUCUGCCACAACACGUCUACGUAAAACCAUCGUCCUCUCAUGUCUUUUAAAUGUCCUCAGUGUUUUAGUGCAUGCCUUUCUGUACAUAGUUUUUAUUAAAUAAAAAAAAUGUGUUUCA
This is a messenger RNA of Danio aesculapii, 5511 nucleotides long. RefSeq names its product tumor protein p53 binding protein, 1 (gene tp53bp1). The transcript is spliced from 29 exons. NCBI's taxonomy places the organism in Eukaryota, Metazoa, Chordata, Actinopteri, Cypriniformes, Danionidae. Gene Ontology annotation, cellular component: nucleus. Gene Ontology annotation, biological process: DNA damage checkpoint signaling; positive regulation of transcription by RNA polymerase II. Bases 153 to 5417 code for a protein of 1754 amino acids. The record is from RefSeq and is a predicted model, not a curated record. Gene Ontology annotation, molecular function: histone binding.